AUGUCGAGCGACGGAAUCGAGGCGACGAGCACGAGGUCCACGGAGGAACCGAUGAUGGAGACGAAGAGGAGGAGAACAGGGAAGGAGGGGUCCGGCGCCGGCGACGGCACCAUCGCUCUCGAGGCGCUGGACUGCACCGUCUGCUACCACCCGCUCAGGCCUCCCGUCUUCCAGUGUGCGGUUGGGCAUGUGAUCUGUUCGUCUUGCCACGACAAGCUCAAGAACAAGAACAAGUGCCACGCUUGUGCCACCACCGGAGGCUACAACCGUUGCAUAGCGAUCGACCACAUCCUGGAGUCUGUCCAUGCCCCUUGCUCCAACUCCAUAUACGGUUGCACCGUCAAGACGCGUUACCUUGAGCGACAGGAACACGAGAAGUCAAGCCCACUUGCACCGUGCUUGACCACCCAGCUCCUUCACCAUCUCACUGAUGAUCACAAUAUACCAGUUACAGAGUUUCCAUCCGGAUGGUGUCUCACCCUCGAGAUACAAGUACAACACAGUAUGCGGGUUCUCCACAUGAAAGAAGAAGAAGGCGGCCCCAUGUUCCUAGCUAAGUUCACACCAGUGCUGCCUUUUGGCAAUGUUGUCUCCAUCUUGUGCGUUGAUCCUCAUGCCGUGCCGGGGGAGCGCAAGUUCAGGUGUGAGGUUGAUUUCUACUGCAACACCCUGGGUUUGCGACAGCUUUCAAAUUUCCAGAUUGUAAGCACCAGUCUUUCAGAUGGCUUCCCAGCGGAGCUUGGCAGCAACCCAUUUCUUGUACCAACAGGUUCUUCUAACUCUCCCACUACCAGCAGCAGCCUCACCAUCCGCAUUGCAAAGAUAAUCCAUGACAGGCCAAUAGGUGACUGGCGUUGGAAAUCAAGAUCGUAGCCUGAUACUAGAGACUUGCUCACAAAGACGUGUUAGAAGUUUUGUCUUUAUCCUAGAGGCCGCAACUAAAUUAAACUUUGUGAUAUAUUCGUCUUGUACAUCUUCAGCAGAGAGGUUCUGUUUUACUAGGAAUAUGGUGCCUUCGUGCUUUCUUCUUU
This is a messenger RNA of Triticum dicoccoides, 1031 nucleotides long. Its product is annotated as putative E3 ubiquitin-protein ligase SINA-like 6. The transcript has 2 exons. The record is from RefSeq and is a predicted model, not a curated record. Gene Ontology annotation, molecular function: ubiquitin protein ligase activity. Bases 1 to 873 code for a protein of 290 amino acids. Gene Ontology annotation, cellular component: cytoplasm. Lineage: Eukaryota; Viridiplantae; Streptophyta; Magnoliopsida; Poales; Poaceae.